Messenger RNA from Erinaceus europaeus (western European hedgehog), 1710 nucleotides. RefSeq names its product zinc finger protein 549-like. The transcript is spliced from 3 exons. Gene Ontology annotation, molecular function: DNA-binding transcription repressor activity, RNA polymerase II-specific. Lineage: Eukaryota; Metazoa; Chordata; Mammalia; Eulipotyphla; Erinaceidae. The record is from RefSeq and is a predicted model, not a curated record. Gene Ontology annotation, biological process: negative regulation of transcription by RNA polymerase II. The coding region runs from base 124 to 1365 and encodes 413 amino acids.
CCCGCUGGGCCACGUGUCGCCCCGAGGCCGAGGGCCCAGGUGCCGACGAGAGCGCCCUGCAGCGGGGUGAGCUGCAGCCCGGAGCCCGGUCGGACGUCCUCCUCCGCGCGGGUCCCUGCGGCCAUGGCGACGGCGGCGCAGACCGACCUGGCUCGCGAGCGGGUGACCUUUGAGGACGUGGCUGUGUACUUCUCCCAGGACGAGUGGGGGAUCCUGGACGAUGCCCAGAGGGUCCUGUACAUCGAUGUGAUGCUGGACAGCUUGGCCCUCACGGUCUCAGUAGGUGGCCAGGGAAUAGAAGCCGAGGAGGCCCCUUCCGAACCAAGCGUUUUGAUCAGAAUAGUCUCGCAGGCCGUUACCUCAAAGCCCAGUCUUCCUGUCCAGAAGACUCGUCCCUGUGAAAGGUGUGUGGAGGUCGCGAAAGACAUCUUGCUCCUGGCUGAACACCACGGAGUGCUUCCCGGGCAGGAGUCGCAUGUCUGUGCGGCGUGCGGAAGUCUGUUUCUUCCCAGUCAGCGCCCAAACCCGCACCAGCGGCAGUGGAGUGGAGGCAGGUGCAUCCAAAGAGACAACGGCACCGUGCUCGUGAGCAGCUGUGAAAGCCCCGUGUCAGACAACAUUGUGCCGUGUGAGGAAGCCGAAGGGUCUCCGAGCAGCCUGGUCCUUCCCCAGAAAGAAACCACCCACAGAGGACAGAGUCCACACAGAAACAGGAAGGCUCCGGAGACGCCACAGGAGCGCCACAGGUGCAGUGAAUGUGUGCAGGUCUCCAAGGAAGAGGCCGGGCCCGGCGUGCGUGGGGACAGUCCCCGUGCGGAGAGCCCUUAUAAGUGCAACGAGUGCGGAAAAUCCUUCAUCUUCAAAAGAAGGCUUCUUGAACACCAGAGAAUUCACACUGGGGAGAAGCCUCACGAGUGCCCUGAAUGUGGGAAAUUCUUUAGGCAGAGGUCUACCCUCAGUGAGCACCAGAAAAUUCACAGGAAAGAAAGACCUCAUAAGUGCAGUGAGUGCGAACAAUCCUUCAUCUACAAAAAAUGUCUUAUCGCGCACCAAAGAAUCCACACGGGAGAAAAACCAUAUAAGUGUUAUGAGUGUGGAAAGUCCUUUCGACAGAGAUCCAACCUCAGUCAACACCAGAAAUGUCACAGUGAAGAAAGACUCUACAAGUGCAGUGAAUGUGAGAAGUCCUUCAACGCCAAAAAAAGGCUCCGUGAGCACCUCAGAGCGCACACUGGAGAAAAGCCUCAUGAGUCUCCUCAGCGUGGAAAAGCUUUUCAGCAGAGGUCUUGCCUCACUGAACACCUGAAAUGUCACAGCGAAGAAGGACCUGGCCAGUGCAGUAGCUGUGGGAAGACCCUCCCCUGAUUGUCCCAACACCCUCAGAAUGAGAGUCCAUGCUGUGGAAAGGGCUUCCGAACGCAACAGGUCUGAGCAAACCUUGGACGUAAAGUUUAACUUUGUGAACUCCAGAGUUCACAAUAAACAAUCUUGUACGAGAAAUGUAAUGCAUUUGAGAAGUCUUGUGGCGCUGGUGAAUGGGGAGAUUUGUGUUUAUUUGCUUGUUACUGAAAGGGGGGUGUCCAGAGUACUGUUCACCUCUGGCAGGCGCAGAACUAAGGAUUGAACCUGGAAACUCAUGGGGCACAGAUCCUGUGCGUUGCCACUGACUCAUCUCCUCAGCCCUGCUUCAUUAAAGGAGCUUUGGUGUUA